Molecule: messenger RNA, 1141 nt
Organism: Pistacia vera
Lineage: Eukaryota; Viridiplantae; Streptophyta; Magnoliopsida; Sapindales; Anacardiaceae
Exons: 1
Coding region: 77-676 (199 amino acids)
Source: RefSeq, a predicted model, not a curated record
GCCAAUCUUCCCAAUCAUUCAAUACCCUCUUCAGGUUCUGGCUAGUUUGUUUUCAUUCAUUCCUGAAAUCAUCAAUAUGGCGCCUCACGGAGAAUCCAUUCCCAGCAGUUUCACUUCAGCUCGCACCAACAACUUCUCCAAGCCUCCGCGACUAUCGAACGAUAGUUUAAGUCGAACCAUAUCGGAUAUUUCCUUCGAACUGUGCAGGGAGGAGAUAGAUAACAUCAAAUCGCAAGCGAGUCUUCCACCGAUAUCUGAGGUCGAGGACGCGAAAUGCGAGUGUUGUGGGAUGUCGGAAGAGUGCACGCCGGAGUAUAUCGACCGCGUGCGAAAAAAGUUCUCCGGGAAGUGGAUAUGCGGGUUGUGCACGGAGGCGGUGAAGGAAGAGAUGGAGAAAAACGGAGGGAAAAGUGAUGAUGCAUUGAAUGCACAUAUGAAUGCAUGCGCUAGGUUUAACAAAUUCGGAAGGGCGUAUCCGGUUUUGUUUCAAGCUGAAGCCAUGAGAGAGCUUUUGAAGAAGUCAAGAUUGGAGGGGAGGGGAGCUAGGGAAAAAUCCAUUAGCCCUAGGGAUGUUAAAAAUUAUAAAGGAGGGCAAAACAAAGGAGGGAUUGCAAGGAGUUCAAGCUGCAUCCCUGCUCUUACAAGGGAGAUUAACGAUCUUACAAUUGCAAAUUAAGGGUGUGUUUUAAUUUGAAAGUGCUUUCGGAAAGCACUUUCAGAUAAUAAGCAUAACACUUUUUUUCGCCAAAACUCUCUGCUUUUGCAUGCAUUUAUCAAAGGGUUAUGUGGGUUCCUAUUUGUCACCCUCACCCUUCACUAAUUAACUAUCAUAAUUACUCCCUUUUGAUCCUUCCUACCCAAAUUUUAAUAAGCGAGAUUCGAUUCGAAUAUCAAAUAUUCAGAUUCGAUCAGCUGAAUUGUUGUUAAAACGCAUCGACCCUUACAAAUAUAGAGUACUAUAUCCUUUCAUCGAGUUUAUAGGGUUUUUUCGGCGACACUUUUUUUGACAAAGGGGAGUUUUCUUUCCUUGGUUUCCAUUUGCCUAGCUCUUUAUCUUUUACUCAAUUUCUAGGGUUUUUGAGGUAGAGCUAGGGCUAACAAGUUGCCUUCUAAAUACCCUACUAGGGUUCUUAAAAUAUAA